Messenger RNA from Panonychus citri (citrus red mite), 2931 nucleotides. Its product is annotated as integrin beta-PS-like. NCBI's taxonomy places the organism in Eukaryota, Metazoa, Arthropoda, Arachnida, Trombidiformes, Tetranychidae. The record is from RefSeq and is a predicted model, not a curated record. Gene Ontology annotation, cellular component: integrin complex; focal adhesion; cell surface. Gene Ontology annotation, biological process: integrin-mediated signaling pathway; cell migration; cell adhesion mediated by integrin. Gene Ontology annotation, molecular function: integrin binding. The coding region runs from base 385 to 2787 and encodes 800 amino acids. The transcript is spliced from 4 exons.
GAAUUUAUUAACGGGUUAGUUGAUUGUGUUUCUUUUUUUCUUAAUUUGAUUCUGGUUUUAGUUGAUUUUUAAUUGUUUCCUGCCUUUAUUGUAUCACCACUUUGAUAGCAUCAUGAAUUUGAUGAGAUUAGAAGUGAAUGUUGCACCUGCUAAACUAUUUUUCUGGUUACCUGUUUGUUACUUUGAUUAUGGUUGAUUGAUGAUUUGGAUUGUUAAUUUUUUAUUUUGCUAUUGUGAUUACAUUUUAGAAAAGAAAUAAAUCAGUGUUGAUUGGCUUAUUGUUCUUUUCCCUGCGUCUUGGAAUAUCGGUCAUGUUGUUUGGAAUAUCGGUUUAGCUUUUUUUUUCUAUUCUCUUCUGGAUUUUGUUCCAUUUGAUCGUUUUCAAUGGAUCUCUUUUGUUUGAUGUUCUUUUUUGGUUUUUUUCCAUUCGAAUUUGGAUUUUGUUCUAUUACAUUGCCAAGUGUCCAACGGAAUCUUUGUAUUACUCAUGUCACCUGUGCUCAAUGUAUUCAAUCUCAUCCAAGUUGUGCUUGGUGUUCAUCAAAUGGUUUCUCUGAUAACGAUGAUAAAGUUAGAUGUAACUUUUAUGAAUCGCUAAUCCUUGAAGGAUGUGACCCUAAAUCGAUAUAUUUUCCCGUUAGUGAUGUUAAUAUUACACAAUCGGAAGAGUUUGCAGAUCAAAAUUUAUCAACCGAUUUAGCGGUUCAACUUAAACCAAAACGUAUCUCACUUAAAUUACGUCUCAAUGAUACUCAAAGUUUCAUCAGUGAAUUUAAACAAGCCGUUGAUUAUCCAGUUGAUCUCUAUUAUCUUAUGGAUUUAUCAGCCUCUAUGAAAGAAGCUAAAAAUAAACUGAGCUUGGCUGGUGGUGAUUUAAUGGAUGAGAUGAAAAAAAUGACUAAAAAUUUUCGAUAUGGUUUUGGUUCGUUCGUGGAUAAGGUUGAAAUGCCGUAUACAAGUUCGGCUGAAGAAAAACGACGGAAACCUUGUGAUUCGUGUGGGGCACCUUAUGGAUUCCGUAAUCAUAUGUCUCUAGCCGAUGAUCGUGAUAGAUUUGUUUCCAAAGUAAAUGAGGCCAAAAUAUCCGCUAACGAAGAUGCUCCUGAGGGUGGAUUAGAUGCUAUCAUGCAAGCGAUUGUUUGUGGAAAAGAAAUUAACUGGAGAAAUGAUUCGAGAAAAUUGAUAAUAUUCUCAUCCGAUUCAAGUUUUCAUUUUGCUGGAGAUGGAAAGCUCGGUGGAUUAAUGGUACCGAAUGAUGGUGAAUGUCAUAUGUCCCAAGGGGAAUAUACGGAAAGUGUUAAUCAAGAUUAUCCAUCGAUAAGUCAAAUUAAUCAAAAAGUUAUGGAUUAUUAUGUCAAUUUAAUUUUCGCUGUAACCGCUAAUCAAGUUCAUAUUUACGAGAAAUUAAGUACACUGGUUAAAGGUUCAUCAACGGGAAUGUUAAAGAAUGAUUCUUCUAAUAUUGUCGAUCUUGUUAAGGCUGAAUAUCAAAAGAUAACCUCAUCAGUUGAAUUGAUUGACGAUUAUAAAGGAGACGAUAUUAAAUUGGAAUAUUAUUCAAAAUGUCUUGGAACAAAAUUAGAGAAGACAAAUAAAUGUGAUGGUCUCCGAGUUGGUACUGAAGUAAAGUUUGAAGUUCGAGUAACGGUAAACAAAUGUCCUGAACUUCGUAAAAAUUGGAAUCAAACAAUCAAAAUUAGUCCCGUUGGUCUAAAGGAAACAUUGGAAUUAGAUGUGGAAAUAAUUUGUGACUGUGAAUGUGAACAAGAAUGGAACGAGGAAAAAGGAAGUGAAUAUUGCGGGGGACAUGGUACCUACGAAUGUGGAAUCUGUAAUUGUAACGAAAACUUUUAUGGAUCAAAAUGUGAAUGUGACCUUAAAAAUGGUGGAAUUGAGGAUGAAAUGUCAUGUAAAGCUUCAAAUGAUUCGAGAUCUUGUACUGGUCGAGGUGAAUGUGUUUGUGGAAAAUGUAAAUGUAACGAUCCAAGUAGUCCAGAUGAACGAAUUUAUGGAAAAUAUUGUGAAUGUGACAAUUUCUCUUGUAUUCGUAAAAAUGGUCGAGUUUGUAGUGGAAAUGGUGUUUGUGAUUGUGGUAAAUGUCGAUGUGAUCCUGGUUGGAUUGGUGAAGAUUGUUCUUGUUAUGAUUCAAUUGAUGGAUGUAAAGCAACGCCUGAGGAUAAAAUAUGUUCUGCUCAUGGAAGUUGUAUUUGUAACUCUUGUCAAUGUGAUUUCAGUGAAGACGGUCAACCUUAUACUGGACAAUUUUGUCAACUUUGUCCAACUUGUCGUACACAAUGUGAGAAGUUAAAAGAUUGUGUUCGAUGUAAAGUCCAUAAAACUGGUCCAUUUACCGAAGAGGAAUGUUCAUUUGGUACAAAUGUAACCAAAUGUCCCUGGUCAGUAAUCGUUGUCGAUGAUCUCGAAGUCGAUGCAGCUCAAGGUGAGAUACAUUGUACGUUCGUUGACGGAGAAGAUGAAUGCAAGUACUCAUUUAAAUAUUACAUUAACGAAGAACAAUUUGGCAAACAAAUAGAAUUGGCAGCUCAACGAUCUAAGAACUGUAAAAUUCCAGUCAACAUUUACGCCAUUUUAAUUGGAAUAACUAUUGGAAUUUUCCUCUCCGGUUUAUUGAUCCUUCUAAUUUGGAAACUAAUUGUCACAAUCAAUGAUAGUCGCGAGUACACCAGGUAUGAAAAAGAGCGGCAAGUGCUAACGAAAUGGGAUCCUGGUGAAAGUCCAAUCUACGGAAUCGCCACAAAAGCAUUUAAAAAUCCAACAUACAGAUGAUGAAAAAUUAGAACGAAGAGAAAAAAAAACAACUACAACAAUUAAAUUGAUGAAAUAAUUAAACCAGAAAAAAAACAAAACAAUUCCUUGGACUUGAUCAUCUUAAAUAUUUAUAUGUUUACCGUUCUUAUCAUCAAGCAAGUG